Molecule: messenger RNA, 616 nt
Organism: Lycium ferocissimum
Lineage: Eukaryota; Viridiplantae; Streptophyta; Magnoliopsida; Solanales; Solanaceae
Product: large ribosomal subunit protein eL43
Exons: 5
Coding region: 150-428 (92 amino acids)
Biological process (GO): translation
Cellular component (GO): ribosome
Molecular function (GO): structural constituent of ribosome
Source: RefSeq, a predicted model, not a curated record
AAAAUAGGGACAAAAGUGCAAAUGACCCAAACUUGAUUACUUUUCUGAAGAGAUAUAAAAUGGCGAACGAAAAUUACAGUUAGGGUUUCUCCUGUCAUCUUCUUUUGUCAAGCUCUCCGUCACAAGUUUGAGGACCUCCAUUAACAACUAUGACCAAGAGGACGAAGAAGGCUGGAAUAGUUGGCAAGUAUGGUACCCGUUAUGGUGCCAGUCUGCGAAAGCAGAUUAAGAAGAUGGAGGUUAGCCAGCAUAGCAAGUAUUUCUGUGAGUUUUGUGGGAAGUAUGCAGUGAAGAGAAAGGCAGUAGGGAUAUGGGGCUGCAAAGAUUGUGGCAAAGUCAAAGCAGGCGGUGCUUAUACUUUGAAUACUGCAAGUGCUGUCACAGUUAGGAGCACAAUCCGAAGACUGAGGGAGCAAACUGAGAGUUAGAGCACGUGUUAGUUUUCAUGGCAAAUUUUGGGGUCUCAAGAUCAGAGUUCGUUUUCCUCUUUGUGGACAUUUUGAUGGUUGUAAACCAGCUCAAGUUGUCAUUGGUCUACUGUAUGGAGAAACCUAGUUUAACUCGAGAUGAUUUCUGCAAUUGUUGCACUCAAGUUUAUAGCCAGAUGCCUUAAAUA